Girardinichthys multiradiatus is the source of this 683-nucleotide messenger RNA. Its product is annotated as cytochrome c oxidase subunit 6B1. The transcript has 4 exons. Gene Ontology annotation, cellular component: mitochondrion; respiratory chain complex IV. The record is from RefSeq and is a predicted model, not a curated record. Bases 247 to 507 code for a protein of 86 amino acids. NCBI's taxonomy places the organism in Eukaryota, Metazoa, Chordata, Actinopteri, Cyprinodontiformes, Goodeidae.
UGCUACUCCUGAGGAGGUUUAAAGUCUUCCAGGUUCCCCUUCAGUUCUCACACCUGAAAACAGGAAGUCUACACCUCCCCAGGACGCAGCUCGUCAUUCAUUUCAAUGUGACCCGCGCUGUCCGCCAUAUCUUCACAAUAGGACUGCACGGAUACAUUUCUCCGAACCGGAGCGCACGCGCCCCGAACCGCGCCGCUGUGAGGAAGAAACCGUUUGAGCUCGCGCCGCAUCAGAAAGAUUGUGAACAUGGCGGAGGAUAUUAAGGCCAAACUUGAGCAAUACCGCACCGCUCCCUUUGACGCCCGAUUCCCGAACCAGAACCAGACAAGGAACUGCUGGUCCAACUAUCUUGAUUAUCACCGCUGUCAGAAAGCUCUGGAUGCUAAAGGAAUAGAUACCACCCCCUGUGAGUGGUACCGGAGGGUCUACAAGUCCCUGUGCCCCAUGGCUUGGGUGGAGAAAUGGGACGGGCAGAGAGACGAUGGGACCUUUCCAGGAAAGAUCUGAGGCGGUUUGCCUGCAAAGAAGUAAUGUUGUCAGCAGCUAAAAGUUUGGAAAAGCGAUGCCUUGUUGUUGCUUUUUCACCACUCACUCUCUGUCUGACGGGGGGAAAUGAAAAUGGUCAUUCCUUACAAAAAACCAUUAAAUAUUCUGCAAAAUCUGCAUUAAAAUGUCUCAGGAUA